Molecule: messenger RNA, 1429 nt
Organism: Trichogramma pretiosum
Lineage: Eukaryota; Metazoa; Arthropoda; Insecta; Hymenoptera; Trichogrammatidae
Exons: 4
Coding region: 1-1395 (464 amino acids)
Source: RefSeq, a predicted model, not a curated record
AUGGAUCUAUUGUAUGACGCAGCCGACGACUACGACGAUCCAUUCGAUUUUCCGUUUAAGAUCGAUGACUUUCAACCGUUGUACGUCACCAGUGCUAAAUCGAUCUCGGUCGAAGAAGAUCAAGGUGAUGACCAGUCGUUGUCUAGUGUCUCAGAUAGCAAAAAGCUCGAAAAAAGCACAGAUGAGACUGGCUUGGAGAGAAAAGCCUCGAUCGUGUACGCAGAUAGAAAAUCAUUUAUCUAUGAAUACGAAGAGGAAGAGUACUCGAGCGGAGAGGCCGAUAGCGAAGUUCAAGACGAAAUCGAAGAAGAAAAGAAAGUCGAGGAAGCAGAAGCAGGAGGAGCCGAAGAAGCCGAAGAGGCCGAGGAGAUAUUCCUGAAGGGAGACGGAAGGGGUUUCGCGCUCGGUUAUGGCUACGACGCAUCCACGCUUCGUCUGAGCGAGGAGGAACGCCGAGACAUCGUCUCCCAACUGAAGAGCUUGGCCGAAGACGCUCAGGUCGGCCUGGCUCAGAACAAAUUUCUGCACAAGCAGUACAUCGGCACCAUACGCAACGCGCAGGUUCUGGCCGAGGCGCUGGAUCGCUUCGACGAGGUCAUCGUUUACGAGAGCUCGCGGUACAACGCCAUGCUGGAGAAUUACAUGAAUUAUCGGGACGAGAGCGAGGCCCUGAAGGCGUCGCACGCCGACGAUCUGCAGAGGCUGAAGGACAAGUGCGCCUCGGAGAACGAGCGUCACGCGCGGAUGCUCGACGCCCUGAUCGGCCAGCAGCUCGAGGUGGCGCGCAAGAUGAAGCCCCAGGGCGCGAGGAACAAGGCCGACUGGCUCGAGAUCGUGAGCAAGAGCAUCGAGAGCCAGAGGCCGAAGAUCGCGCGCGUCGCCCAAAUCCGACUGGCCUGCUUCAAGAUCCAGACUCUGCUCGAAGGUAUGCAGGACCAGCUGAAGGAGCUCGACCGACUGGGCGCCGGAUACUCGGUCAUCGAUUACGAGUACUUGCUCAAACGGAAGGAGGUCUGCGUCGAGAGGAGGAAGGAGCAGGAGGAACAGAUUGCCGACUUGUCGCACAAUAAUUUGCUUUGCGCCUCGAUCGUGAAAAAUCUCGAGGAGGAAGUCGAUCUCGAUCAAGAGAAGAUCGAGAAAAUUCGCGAAAAUUUGGACUGCUUGCUGGCGAGCAACGUGAGCGAGCACUACGAGGCCGCGAGCUACGGCAAGCAGCGAAGCUUGAUCCAAAUGAAAACUCUCAAGAUGCAGGAGGUGAUCGGUUUGUUGGACAAGCCGCAUCUGCUGAAUAAAAUGGCCGCGAGCUUGCGAGAGAUCCAAUGCCUCAAGGACAAAUCCGAAAUCAUUGAACUUCAAAUUUACUCGGACGCAAUUAGACACGCUCUUCUCUUGUGAUAAAUGCUUUAUUUUCUAUACAUCUUAACGAUAA